GGGCGGGGCCGCCCGAGGAUGACAAAGCAGCGGCCGGCGGCGCGGGACCCGCCCCCCGCGCUCGGCGGGUGCGUCGGCCGCCCCGGCGCGGCUGUUAUGGAAACCGGCCGGGCGCGCAGGAGGCGAUAAUGGGGCGGCCAUGGCCCGGGCCGGCAGCUCCGGCGGCGACGCGGCCGCUGGGGAGCGGGCCGGGGGCGCGGGGCGGCCCGAGCCGUGGGAGCUGUCCCUGGAGGAGGUGCUGAAGGCGUACGAGCAGCCCAUCAACGAGGAGCAGGCGUGGGCCGUGUGCUUCCAGGGCUGCCGCGGGCUGCGGGGCGCGCCGGGCGGCGGGCGGCGCAUCCGGGACACGGCGGACAUCCUCCUGCGCCGGGACGGCUCGGUCAGCGCGCGGCGGGAGCCCGGCGCCGCGGAGUCCACAACGAUGGUGUUGUCACCAACCAGCUCAGAAGCCCAGAUGGUGCAGUCACUGGGCUUUGCCAUUUACCGUGCGCUGGACUGGGGUCUGGACGACAGCGAGGAGAGAGAGCUCAGCCCGCAGCUGGAGCGGCUCAUCGACCUCAUGGCCAACAAUGACUGUGAGGACAGCAGCUGUGGGGCUGCCGAUGAGGGCUAUGGGGGCCCGGAGGAGGAAGAGGAGGCCGAGGGCGGCCCUCGCGCUGUGCGCACCUUUGCCCAGGCCAUGCGGCUCUGCGCGGCCCGCCUGACCGACCCCCGGGGCGCGCAGGCCCACUACCAGGCCGUGUGCCGGGCGCUCUUCGUGGAGACACUGGAGCUGCGGGCCUUCCUCGUCAGGGUCCGUGAGGCCAAGGAGAUGCUGCAGAAGCUUCGGGAGGAUGAGCUGCAGGCAGAGAAGCCCCUGGCAGAGCUUGACAACCUGGGACACACGGACUGGGCCCGACUCUGGGUGCAACUCAUGAGGGAGCUCCGCCAUGGGGUGAAGCUCAAGAAGGUGCAGGAGCAGGAAUUCAACCCCUUGCCCACUGAGUUCCAGCUUACCCCCUUCGAGAUGCUGAUGCAGGACAUCCGCGCCAGGAACUACAAACUACGCAAGGUCAUGGUCGAUGGAGACAUCCCUCCCCGGGUGAAGAAGGAUGCCCAUGAACUCAUCCUAGACUUCAUCCGCUCCCGGCCUCCACUGAAACAGGUCUCCGAGAGAAGGCUUCGCCCCUUACCGCAAAAGCAGAGAACCCUGCACGAGAAGAUCCUGGAGGAGAUCAAGCAGGAGCGGAGGCUGCGCCCGGUGGGGGGCGAGCACUGGGGUGGCCGGGGGUUUGGCUCUCUGCCCUGCAUUCUCAAUGCCUGUUCAGGGGACACCAAAUCCACUUCUUGCAUCAACCUGUCCAUCACGGAUGCCGGGAACAACACGCAGCGCCCACGGCCCCGGGUCCUGCUCAAGGCACCCACCUUGGCUGAGAUGGAGGAGAUGAACACAUCUGAGGAGGAAGAGUCUCCAUGUGGGGAGGUGACACUGAAGCGGGACCGCUCUUUCUCAGAGCAUGAUCUGAUCCAGCUCCGGAGUGAAGUGGCCUCUAGCCUGCAGCCAGCCACUCAGCCCCAAGGAGGGUUGGAAUCAUCCCGGCCCCGUGCAGGCAGCAUGCACACUUGGAGGCCAAGCGCCCAGGAGCAAGGUCCCUUCCCGGUGAGCGUCCAGGCCCAGCCUGACCCCAGCUCCCUACCACACAGUGACCUGGGCUCAGCAGAGGACCAGCCAGAGGCUUCUGCAGCCCCAGACACCCAUCACCUGUGGCUGGAGUUCAGCCACCCUGUGGAGAGCCUCGCUCUGACUGUGGAGGAGGUGAUGGACGUGCGCCGUGUGCUGGUGAAGGCCGAGAUGGAGAAGUUCCUGCAGAACAAGGAGCUCGUCAGCAGUCUAAGGAAGGGGAAGAUUUGUUGCUGCUGCCGAACCAAGUUCUCGCUGUUCUCCUGGCCACCCACCUGUCUCUUUUGCAAGAGGGCUGUCUGCACUUCCUGCAGCAUAAAGAUGAAGAUGCCUUCUAAGAAGUUUGCGCACAUUCCCGUCUACGCGCUGGGCUUUGAGAGUCCUCGGAGGGUGUCAACUGCCAGAACUACACCGACCCAGAAAAGAGACGCCUUCCAGUGUGUUCCUCUGCCCUUUGCUGAUCCCUGCAGGGGCCCCAGUGGCAGAGUGUGGAGGAGGCAUUCCCGCACAUCUACACCCACGGCUGCGUCCUCAGGGAUGUGUGCAGCGACUGCACCAGCUUCGUGGCGGACGUGGUGCGCUCUAGCCGCAGGAGUGUGGAUGCCCUCCACACCACGCCUCGCCGUACCCGCCAAACCCAGUCCCUCUACAUCCCUAACACCGGGACUCUCAACUUCAAGUGACGGCUCUCAGCCUUCCUGGGCCACCUAGCCAGAGGCUUUUCAAGGUGGCCAGGCUUCUGGAGAGGAGCCAGGCUAGUCCUGCCCCCUGGCUAAGAAACUCCCCAUCCUGGGGCACAGCUGCUGGCCUGCCCUCCUGAGUGUGCAUGUACAUAUAUACAUAUAUAGAUACAUUUAUAUGAUAUAUACACACAGCCUAUAUAUUUAUAUACAUUUCCUGGCCCCAGAGUUUAUUUGGGGUCAGGCUCACUUCAGGACCCUCCCCGGGGGAGGCUGUUUGCUUUUGGGAGUCCUUGGCUGGGGGUAGGGGAUGGCACUGGAGUAGGUUUUCUCACUCAGGAAGAAGGGCAGGUUGGAGAUACAACAGUGGAUUCCAGAUGAUAGGGCUUUGGGAAGACCCCCACCCCCGUGUUGGUUCUCUUCUCCAUCCUGAGGAUGAGAACACAGCAGCUUCCCCUCCCUGGGUAGAUGUCCAGGCUGGGACAGGAUGCUUUGGUCCCCAGAUAGACAGGAGCAUUCUGAGCGGAACCUGGCCUGCAGAGGCAGCCGGGAAGACCAGGAGUGGGCAGAUACUUUCCUAGCGGCAUCAUGCCCUUCCAAUUGGAAGGUUCAAGGCCAAGCUCCCUCCUUGCCCCCUGCCCAGCUUCCAUGCCCCAGCCAUCCUCACAGACUCAGAGGUCCAGAGAUGGUGCUGGUUCCAGGGCCCUGGUGAUGCUGGUGAUCCUGGUGCAGGGAGGAACUCUGUAAAUUUGUACACACAGCUGCUCUUGGCCUAAUAAAGGUGGUCUCACAGUCUUUUG
Molecule: messenger RNA, 3140 nt
Organism: Mirounga angustirostris (Northern elephant seal)
Lineage: Eukaryota; Metazoa; Chordata; Mammalia; Carnivora; Phocidae
Gene: SPIRE2
Product: spire type actin nucleation factor 2
Exons: 15
Coding region: 140-2371 (743 amino acids)
Biological process (GO): actin nucleation; cleavage furrow formation; intracellular transport
Cellular component (GO): cell cortex; cytoplasmic vesicle membrane
Molecular function (GO): actin binding
Source: RefSeq, a predicted model, not a curated record